Messenger RNA from Phyllotreta striolata, 4343 nucleotides. The record is from the annotation of a GenBank genome assembly. Lineage: Eukaryota; Metazoa; Arthropoda; Insecta; Coleoptera; Chrysomelidae.
AACGCCGUUUCAGCGUGAACAAUCGCCCAAAAGUCGCGGCGAUUUGAUCGAAAUCGUCAAUAUUUACGUGGAUCUACUUUUCGCCGGAGCACGGUUUCGGAGUGGCACCCAAACAAAACGAGCAGUGUAGCUUUAGUAGUAAAUGUAAAUUGACGAGGUUGAUAUACUGUUUCAUUCGUCCCACGUUACACGUUCUCGUUCUGUAGGUUACGUAUUAGUUAUUCGAAGCUGGGCGAAAAAGACAAUAUCGCAGCACUGAUUGCUCCGUUUUCGAGUUUUCCGUUGUUUUAUUCAGUGCGCCGCUAGUGAAUUAGAAGUGUAUUAGCCGAAGGAAAUAUGCCGUCAGCAGAAAUGUGUAACAUGACGUCCAAUAGUUCUAAAUUCAGUAUUUCCUCUAAGGAAAUCGAAGGCCUAGUUUUAGAAAUUAAGGAGAACCUGCGAUUGUCGGCGGCUUCGGGCACUAUACAGUACAAAGCUAUACCUCGCAGUAUUUCCAGGAGAUCCUCCAGGGCUUCGCCAUACAGCAGACCUCCCAAAUGUUGUGAUAGACGGUGUUGUGACACAAAUUGUUUGGGUAAACACAAAACCCAGGAAGUAGGCGGCGAAGAUCCUUAUGAACUCUUACAAAAAUUACUAAAGAAUGGAAGUUUAGUGAACGAGGCUGUGAAAAGGGUACAAUUAGGACUUACUGCCAAGCAAUUUUAUUACGAUUCGGACGACGAGUGUAGAACACCCGUAUUCCAAUUUAUACCUCAGGAGAAUUAACCCUAAAUUACUACAUAUUACAAAAAAAUGUUCCUUUUUUAAUGACAUCCAAAUUCGAAAAGUUACAUGGACGAGCUGGUGUCGAUCGUACUACGAUCCGAAUGAAAUUUGGCAAGAGGUAAUUAGCUUGUUCUGGACACAUCUUAAAAUAACUAGAAUUAUACGCUUAACUCGAAUCUACUGCUAUUACGCUUAACUAUUUCAAUUUAUACAAAUUUAAAUUGUAAGAUCUGUGAUUCAAAAUCAAGUUUCAUAUGGUGAAUGUCGAGUCAAAUUUGUGAUUAUUGUGAAUGACUUUAUGAAUGGCUUGUUUGCAACAAGUGUAGAAAGUAUGCGUCUUACUCAUUUCUCAAUUAAAUAUGUUUUUUACUUAAUUCAAAUUAGAAAGCAAUUGUUAUACAAUUUCAAAAAAAAAUAAAUAAAAAUAGAAUAUCCGCGACUACAUCUUGACUAGUAAAAAUAUUCAUAAUCUCUUGUAAUUAAGAAAUCCUUAUAUGCUCACUUUUCUGCAUAGUAUGUAAGAUUAUGGCUAUUUAAACUAGAGAGAUCAUAAUUAAGGCCAGGUCGUCUGAUUGAAUUUUAUUUUUUUGCUUACAUAUAAGGUAAGGACAAACCACUUUACAACUAAGUAUAUCUAAAUAAAGAAUUAUUUGCAAAUAUCUAUCAAAAAAGAACCAGCCCAUCAGAUCUAUAGAAAUGUCUGGAGUGUAUACAGCAUUGGACUUAAUCCCCAUGAGACUUUGGUACAUAUUUAUACAAUUUCAAAACAAACUUGUUUUGUAAGAACAUUUCCAACCGAAAAUAUAAUUCGAUAGUUAACAGAUAACAGUUUUAUUUCGGAUUUUUUACUGUACAUAAAAUGUUUUAAUUAAAAUUAAUCAGGUUUAUGCGGGCUCGUUGCUGUAGCCACAUAAUGAAAGUUUCUGAUACCCAAAAACCCUGCUUUCACACGGAGUCAUUGCAACAUUUUUGCACUAUUAUGCUAAUUCAUUCGCCGCUUUUUCACGCGAGUAGCUACAUUGUUUGCUAAUUUUUUCGUCCAUCAAUUUGGGUAAACAUUUUUACAGGGGAAAGUUCAAAUUCGGCUCGAUGUUGGCGAAUAUUCUGCAUCAUCCUGAUUUUUUAAAGGCAAAUUUCAUGUUGAUUAGGUUUUCGCUAAAAAUUAACUAUGAAUAUUUCAAUUUCCAUAGUAAAAUAUGCCGAUUUAAUGUUAGAAUUCAAGGCCUUAUUAUACUUUGCUUAGAUAGGAGUGUAUAUUAUACCUGUUUUUAAGCAGUUGUAUAAUAAUUUGGGAAUUUCAUUUGAAUGUUUAACUCUGAAAAAAAAAUUCCUCUUACUGAAGUAGAACCCAGCUGACAGCUGUAAUGCUAGAAAGCAUUUUUGCUGGGUUAUUGACCAUGUUUUUUUCCUUUUGUUGUGAUUUUCGGCCUUUUAUUUUGCUGUUCAGCCAGGAAUUCAAACAACAACAUUGUAAUGAUGACUGUUGUAAGAAUAAUUAAUGAUUACCUAAUAAUGCAAUGCAUUUUAGCAUUGCACUUUUGAACCGUUUAUACCUUAUUAUAACAUAUAAACAUAACGUAAUGUUUAAAUUUACAAACGCGCAAUUUUGUUAUUGACAUUUGAAUUGUUAUCAAUUUAAAUUGGAAUCGAAAUUCAAAAUGGAUCGCUCGCUUUUCGCCUAAAAUAGAAUUUCAAUCGAGAAUAUACAGAGUAUUUAUACAUUCAUUGUUUCCAGUAUGUUUGUAAUACAAUUUAUUUUUAUAGGUACAAUUCGAUUUACGUAUGUGUGAUAUAUAAACAUUACGUAGUAGUAAGUACAACUGAUAAAUGUUAUCCUGUGAUAACGAUAACAGAAACAUGUGGAAAUGAAGGUCAGAGGGAUAUGGAAUAAAGUAAUAGCGAUUUUAGAAUUAAAAUUUUAUUGCGUCUAUUAGAUUUGUUAAGAAAAUUCCUCAAAAUUAAUUGUAUAAUAGUCAAAAAUCCUUGACAAUGACCAAAAUACAUUCGUCAAAUCGUAUGGAUAUUAUUCUUUAUGGCCAUGAUUAGAGAAUACAUCCAAAAUUAAACUGUUUACCCAAGUAGUUUCCAUUAAAUUACAGUUAUUAAAGAAACGGGGACGCUGUUCAUUAUACAUUCCAGACGAAAAUAGUAUGAUUGGUUCUUUUCAACAAUUAAAAUUUGUUUUAAAUCGAAAUCAACCGCUAGAAAUUUAUAAUUUGUUUAUGUUUGGAAUACUUACCUGUUUAUCAUGAUGAAUUUUAAAUAUUUGUGCAUACUUCUUGGUCUGCCUACCUUGUAUGUAAUGGCUGUUUGGAAAAAUAAAUGAAAGUCAAAUGAUUUAUUUCAUACAUAAUACUAAACAAAUAAUUGCCAUGUUUCUUAAUAAAAAUAAUUAAUGAUCAGUGAUUGACACUUUGAAUUUAAUUUGCUAUCGCGCUUUUAAACACUAGCACUCGACACGUGUAAAAAAUUUAGUAGAUUGUUUUGCUGCUAAAUUUAAAUGUAGUUUAUGAUAAUUAUUCAAUAAUAGUAUUUACUAUUAUUAAUUUAUUUUCUAUCAACAUUUCUCACGAGUUGGAAUGACAAUUUUUUUUUUGUUGUUUUUGUUUUUUCAUUAAAUUUCUGUUUAGGAUUGUGCAGAAUGCAAAAUGCAUAUCUUAGGCGCGUUUGGUUUGUAAUUAAUUUUUUAGUGUCAAUAAUUGUUCAUCGCGCAAGAUUAGAGAAUUCAACGAAUUAUUUUAGUUUAAUCGAUCUUAUUAUUAGGAUUAUGUUUGUUUGCAAUUACACAAACUGCUAUGGAAUUGUCACUGUAUUGCCACCAGAAGGGGUAGAUGUUACAAUUAUAGAAAUAAGCAUUGCGUGGUCAUUAUUUUAGUAAAAUCAAUUGUUAAAUUGUAGCGUAAUUGAUGCUGUUAUGUAUGUAGCUAAAUAUUAGAAUUCUUACUAUAUUUUAUAAAAGAGAAAUUAAAUAAUUGUAACAAUUUUUUUUACAUCUACGAGUAAUUUUGUAUUUUUAUUUUUCAGUUUAGAGUUUGGUAUUUUUUCCUAUUAUUAAUAUUUCUUCAAUAGUGCAUUAAGUUUUUGGUAUUUAUUUAGUUACAUAAAAAAUAUUGCUUUUUUUUAGCAAAAAGAAUAGACGAGAAUUAGUCGUUAAAUUGUAACUGUUGUUCCAAUUGUGCAAUACAUUACAAAAUUUUAAUCUGUUUAUACAGUUUUCUAGUUUGUGAACGUAUUUAAUUAGUAUGUAAAGAUAUUUAUUUGAUUGUCAUUGAGUUUAUUAGUUUUUGUUAUUAUAGGGAAGGUGUUUUAACCUAACUAUAAUGUAGAUGUAUUAUUGUAACUCAUGUGAUUGUCUAUUUUCAGACAAUUCCAUGUAGUAUUAUUUAUCUAAUAAAGUAUUUGUUAUAAUUUUUUAAUGCUAAUUUAUUCUGUUCUUCGUCUCGCAACACUAGUCAUUCGUAAAGCUACCUUAUUCAUUGUGCCACUUCGUUUUAUGGAAAUGUUUUCAAUAGACAGGAUUUUUAGAACCUCCUUUGAAGGACUGGAAUGUCUAGUCUACAUAUACAGGGCGAGAUAAC